Molecule: messenger RNA, 5484 nt
Organism: Daldinia loculata
Lineage: Eukaryota; Fungi; Ascomycota; Sordariomycetes; Xylariales; Hypoxylaceae
Exons: 2
Coding region: 1-5484 (1827 amino acids)
Biological process (GO): regulation of DNA-templated transcription; molybdate ion transport
Molecular function (GO): sequence-specific DNA binding; molybdate ion transmembrane transporter activity; DNA-binding transcription factor activity
Source: RefSeq, a predicted model, not a curated record
AUGGCCUUCAUUUCGAACAUCAAGCGAUUCCAUCGCAAUAAUGUCGCAACUGUACGUAACUCGCCGCUUGCUGAGAUAUCGGGCGCGCUCGGCGAUCUAGGUACCCUUCUGCCUCUUAUGAUCACCCUCGCGGUCAACGGCUCAAUCUCGCUAUCGACAACCCUUGUGUUUUCCGGCUUCUUCAACCUCGUAACCGGUGUCGUAUUCGGUAUUCCCCUACCGGUACAGCCUAUGAAGGCCAUCGCAGCGGCAGCCAUAGCCUCUCACGCCUCGGAACGCGAAACCGUAGCAGCAGGCAGCGUGGUAGCUAUUAUCGUAUUGCUUCUGAGCAUUACAGGUCUAUUGCACUGGGUUACGCGUAUAAUACCCAUUCCCGUAGUCAAAGGAAUCCAGUUCGGCGCCGGUCUCUCCCUUGUCAUCUCCGCGGGUACCUCUUUGCUUCAGCCCUUCAUCCAUAAUUGGGCUUUCGCUCUCGACAACCUCGCCUGGUCCUUAGCCGCCUUCUUGCUGCUCAUAUUGACCCAGAGAGCAUCUCGGUUUCCGUACGCCCUAAUUAUAUUCGUUACCGGCCUAGUCCUUGCCAUAAUAUUUGUUGCUACGAGCUCCUACCAUCUACCGCAUUUCCAUGUCUGGCACCCCUGGUUUGCACUUCCGUGGUGGAGUGCUGAUGCUAUCGGUAUGGGCAUCGCGCAGCUGCCACUGACGACGUUAAAUUCGAUCAUUGCCGCGAGUGCCCUCGCGACGGAUCUGCUACCGAAUCUGCCGGCACCCAGCGUCACUGCCCUCGGCAUCAGCGUCGCCGGUAUGAACCUCUUGGGAUGUUGGUUUGGUGCUAUGCCUGUCUGUCAUGGGGCCGGGGGCCUCGCGGCACAGUACAGAUUUGGUGCGCGGAGCGGUGCAAGCAUCAUCUUACUGGGUCUAUUUAAGAUGAUACUCGGUAUUGUCUUCGGCGAGACGUUAUUGGAUCUUCUGAAGGGGUUUCCGAAGAGCCUUCUGGGUAUCAUGGUCAUCGCUGCCGGUCUGGAACUGGCAAAGGUGGGCCAGAGCCUGAACCACGGCGCCUCGGAUCUAUGGGAGUCGUCAGUAGAUCAGGAUCAACAGAAAAGGCAUAAGAACAUCUCGGACCAAGAAAGGUCAGAAAGGUGGACUGUCAUGCUCAUGACUACGGCAGGUAUCUUGGCUUUCAAGAACGACGCUGUUGGUUUUGUAGCUGGGAUGCUCUGUCAUUGGGCCUACAAGUUUGCGGAUUGGCAAACCCCAAACCGGCACGCCGUAGACGAAGGAGCUGUAUUCAAUUCAACAGCGAUGACUUCGUCCAUAGCUGCCGCGACCUAUCCUGGUCGCCAACCAGUAGUACAUCAUGGCUCUCCGCCGCCAAGCGUGCCGCCCGCAGCCGAUCCAGAUCCCGCAUCUGUUGCCACUGCCACUGCCGAUGCGAAUGCGCCGAUGCCUUUUUCGGCUCAACAAGAUACCUACCGCGAUGAUAUUCAAGAGAUGCAUUCAAUGCCCUCGCCCCCUACGGUCUCCCCCCUUUCUACGCCGGCAGCGACCCAAGUGAACAUUGGCGAUAAUGACGAUGUUCCCGACCUCUCUACCGGGCCUCUACCAGCUACGAAUGGAGCCUCUGAACUCACCUCGGCCGUCCAUCUAGCUUCUGCCAACUUGGGCGUAGCUACAGAUACCUUUCCUAUGAAACUCGAUCGAACCCAGAUACUAGACAAUACACAGCGAUCGCGCAACCAAGUGGAAGCUGUCGCGACUACCGACCCCGAACCUGCAGGCAUAGACUUCUCGUCUCGAAAUAUGUCUUCUAACUUGCGACACACCCAGGGUACUGUACAACCCAAUGCCUAUAUUAUGAAUAUCGCCCAGGCUAGUUCGGCCCUCUUCCAGAAUCAGGGACCCUCCAUUGUAGCCCCCUCCGAGGUCUCCUUGCAGGCCUCGUUUACUCCCCAGGAAAGCGAUGCUGUGACGACAAGCGGCGACCGCACAUCGACUAGCGCCAGCCAAAAGUUAGAAUCUUUUGCCAGGAUAGAAUUUGCCGAUAGUGUUUUUCAGAUGACUACUUACGCUGUCAUUAUUGGUCGCGAUCAACGGGCCAUGGAUCAAGCCAGGAGGGAUGAGAAGAGGGAGUUGAACUACAGACGCAAAGUGGAAGAGAAUGCGAGAAAUGGAUUGCCUCCCCCGACGCCCCUCAACGUCGACCGCGGGAAGUUUAGUAAAUCCUAUGUGAGCGAGGAAGGUGGCAUGCUAGGUCCUGAGUCGGAUGGUGAAGAUAAUGUGCGACCUGUGAAGAAGCGCCGCCCAAGUUCUGCGAAUAGGUCUCAUAACGGUGACGAAGACGCUCAAAGUGACCAUGUCAAGUCCAACAGGCAAUAUGUUUCCCACACCCCCGGAGCCGCCGCCGUAGAUUUAGGCACCUUACAACCGUCGCCCUCUCACAUCCCAUUCGUGGGUAUUCAUUCUCCCGGGCCGGAUAUCGCAAGUAAAACUCGCGGUAUAUCGAGACAACAUCUUAAGAUUGAAUUUAAUGAGAAGAGAGGCGUAUUUGAGGCUGUUGCCCUACACAAGAACGGUUUUUUCUGCGAUGACACGCAUUACGGUCUCGACGAUCCAGUUACCCUCAGGAGCGGAGAUCGACUUCAAAUCAAAGAUGUGGAGUUCACAUUUAUCCUCAACGGUGUUCAACUAGGUAAGACAGGCGGCGAGGAGUAUCACGAGGAAGAGACUUCGAGUAAACGUAUGUCUAUCGGAGGCAAAGAGAUGAGCUUUGACUUUGAACACUCUGACCAUGAGAACUUCCGGGAUACAAGCGAAGAGCUAUCAGAGAUUGAGAAUGUACCGACCCCUGUCGUCGGGUUUGAUGAAGGUGAUGGAGAAGGAGAUGGCGAGGGUGAAGGCGAAAAUGACGGUGAAGGUGAAGACGAAGAAGGUGACGAUCAAGGAGUCACUGAGCUACAAUCUGACGAAGUAGACGAGUCGAAUAUUGGCAUGAUGAACUCCACUGAAUUUCAGGACAUGCAUCAGUCCCAAUUUAUGAAUCCUGAUAUGCCGAAGCGGCGUGGUCCAGGGCGACCGCCCAAAGAUGGGAUAAUGUCAAAGAGGGAACGGCGACUGCUUAAGAAGCAGAUGCAAGAAACCUCUAAGAAGACUAUUCCUCAAGACCCGCAAGGACAAAACGAGAAGAUCAAACGGCCGGUAGGCCGACCUAGGAAGAAUCCCCUCACCGAAGACGGGGACAAGCCGGAGAAGAGAAAGUAUAACAAACGAAGGCCAAAGGAAGAAGGCGAAGAAGGUUCUGAUGCUGAGAGGCGGGCGAGAGAAAAGAAAGAGAAGAAGGUCCGGCCGAAGUCGCCGCCUUUGGAGCUCCGAAAGGAGGACUUCACCGAAGAGCAGCUACAGAAACCUACUAAGAAUUAUGGUGUUCUGAUUGAUGAGGCCUUAACAAAUGGACCUCCAGAUGGCCUGACCUUAAAACAAAUCUACAAGAGAAUCAUGUCAAAAUAUCCAUGGUUCUACUUCUCUGCUGAGACAAAAGGAUGGGAAAGUAGUGUUCGGCAUAAUCUAAUUGGGAACGAAGCCUUCAAGAAGGCUGAGGGAACCGGACUUUGGUCUCGUGUUCCCGGCGUUGAGCUUGAUGCUGGAAAGAAGCGCAAAGCAAGCUCACCAGAUCGACAGCUUGGAUCAGCUCACCUUCACUCGCAGCUAUCAACACAGUAUUACCAAAACGGUUCUUACUUACCCGCGGGCAACUACAACUACGGCCAUAAUGUAUCACACUAUACCAAUGACACAAAGCAGAUACCAACGGGAUACCACCCUCCUACAAACCAACCUCCUCAACCCCUUUCAGCACAAUCUUCCCAACCAGUCGUCCAGCCAGUUUACUCGACGCAAUCUCCCGCGCCUGCACAAUUGCCCCCUGGGUAUCUGGCCAGGCAAUCCCAUAACGCCCAGCAAAGUACUUACAGCUCGCCUUACGCGAAACCGCCCCCCCAAACUAAUAUUCCCGUCAAAUCAGAAGCUCCUGCAGUACAAAACCCUCAGGCACUACCUGCAGCUCCAGUGCAACAACCCCUAGCGCAACCUCCCUCGCAACACCAGCAAUCGCAACAGGUAUCAAGUAUUCCUGAGAACAUAGUUCGAUCACCGCUAUCACCAGAAAUCGAGAGAGCCAUUGCUCAGUUUAGGGGAAAUAUGUUAAACGUUAUUUCGAAGCAGACACCCCAUGCUGCACAAAUCAUUGACUCGGCCAUAAGUCGUGCGCGAGGGUUAUCGGUCCAGACCAGUGUGCCUCCUGGGUUUGAAUCAGUCGAAAAAACACUAUUUAACGCGGUACAAAAUAUGAUUACCGAAAUGCAAGCGAAGCGACAACAGCAGGCAACUUCUGCUUCUCCCGCUCCCGCCUCAGCUUUACCGAAUGCUGCGAAGUCAACGCCGACUCCGAGCGCGCCAACGCCAAGUCCAGCACCUGCGGCCACGCUUGAAGCUGAAAUACAACGUAGAAUCAGGAACUUUAGGGGCACUAUGGUUGUCGCUCUUAGGAAGAAGACAGACCAAGCAGAGGCUAUCGUGGACUUGGCUAUUAACCGAGCCCAAGGGUUGCCAAAUGCUGGACCGAUUCAAGGCUGGGAGGAGGCAGACAGAUUGAUGGUUAAGUCUGUCACGCAGAUAAUUGCAGAUGCGCGCAGAGCGCAUAGCCUCCAGGUACCACCCCCGCCUUCAGGGGCAAUUCAAGCUCCGCAACAGGUUCCGCGACAAGCUCCAUCCGCAUCACCGGCUCCAACUCAGCCCCCUACUCCUACAACGGGGACCGCUCAAACUAGUCAAGGAACAGCACCAAGUAUACCCUCACAAACUAUCUCGGCAACUAGUACAAGGCCAACGCCAUCAGUUACCCGCCCCGGUGUUUCAAUCCAACGUCCAACCCCGAUGGGUAUCUCGCGCCCAGGGGUGAACUCAAUUAGUCGACCUUCUAUUAUCCGCAAGGAGUCAACAGGUACACCAAGUUUGCCAAGUCCAGGCGUACCGGCAGCACCAAUGCACAAUGUUUCUAGUCCAGCGCUACCAAGUGCUGGAGUUGUUGAUCAAAUCGUGGGGCAGAAGCGACCACACGACGAUGCGUUCAGCCAUAGUCAAGGAACUGCCGACAGACCGGAGCCGGUUAAAGCCCCCACACCUAACAUGUCUACUCCAGCACCACCUAGCGCAGGUGUCGUUGAUCAAAUCGGACAGAAGAGAUUGCGUGAGGACGGACCUGUCAAUAGCAACGGAGGUGUUGGGCAACACGAGCAACAUAGCAAGGUCGUCGCGCCUGCAUCCGCACCUGCGCCGGUACCCAAUAUAUGCAGUCCUGCACCGCCCAGUGCAGGCGUAGUCGACCAAAUCGCUGGUCAAAAGAGGAACUUGGACGAAGGGCCUGGGAGCACGGGCUCAGAACAACCCGAUGCUAAGAAGCCAGCCAUCUCGUCGGCUUCAACCUGA